Chelonus insularis is the source of this 2413-nucleotide messenger RNA. It is a transcript of the gene sip3, whose product is annotated as septin interacting protein 3. Bases 191 to 1879 code for a protein of 562 amino acids. The transcript is spliced from 8 exons. The record is from RefSeq and is a predicted model, not a curated record. NCBI's taxonomy places the organism in Eukaryota, Metazoa, Arthropoda, Insecta, Hymenoptera, Braconidae.
CGUAAGUGAACGUGUAGUUUCGAGAAAUGCCGCUGCACAUUAGCGCCCUGUAUCUCAGUUGUCAAAACGUAAAUCCUCGAGUAGGAUUCCAGAUUAAAAGCAAAAAUUUGAGGCCAAAUUUCCCGGCCGUUUUGGCUGGCGUUAAAAUAUCAAUUUAAAUUUUGUGUGUUUUAAUAAUUUAACAAGUAAAAUGAGGUCAGCUGUGAUAUUAUUACUGAGUUCUUUGCUCACGUGCAUUGUUAUUGGAAAUGCGUAUUAUCAAAAAAAACAAUUCUAUCCUUCAGUCGUCUACAUAACCAAGUCAAAUCCUAGUAUGGCUGUGAUCUACAUUCAAGGACUGAUACUUGUUUUUAUGACAAAUACAUUUUUGAGAAAAAUCUUCUUUGGUAAUCUUAGAGCAGCCGAAUUAGAGCAUCUUGUAGAAAAAGCUUGGUAUGCUGUAACAGAGACCUGUUUGGCAUUCACCGUUUUUAGGGAUGAUUUUAGUCCUAAAUUUAUAGCUCUAUUUACUCUAUUGUUAUUCUUGAAAUCUUUUCAUUGGCUAGCAGAAGAUAGGGUAGACUACAUGGAAAGAAGUCCAGUGAUAACAUGGCUAUUUCACUUAAGGGUAGCGACACUACUAAUCAUUUUAUCCACAACAAAUAUGACAAUGAUUGAAUACGCAUACGAAUCGACUGUCGCAAAGGGUGCAUCUGUCCAGCUAGUAUUUGGUUUUGAGUAUGCAAUUCUAUUAACGGUUGUGCUUAAUAUCAGUUUGAAAUACAUACUUCAUACAAUUGACUUACAAAGAGAAACGCCUUGGGAAAAUAAACCUGUAUUUUUAUUGUACACUGAGCUCAUCAUUGGGUUGAUAAAGGUUCUUUUGUACCUGGCCUUCGUGAGUGUCAUGGUGAAAUUGUAUUCACUCCCGUUAUUCGCAUUAAGACCAAUGUAUUUCACUAUGCGCAACUUCAAAAAAGCCUUCCAGGAUAUUGUGAUGUCGAGACGAGCUAUUAGAAAUAUGAACACGUUCUAUCCUGAUGCCACACCUGCUGAGUUAGCAGCUGCUGACAAUGUUUGCAUAAUUUGCCGUGAGGAAAUGGUAUCAGCCAGUAAGAAACUUCCAUGCAAUCAUAUAUUUCAUACUGCUUGUCUACGGUCAUGGUUCCAACGUCAACAAACGUGCCCAACAUGUCGUUUAAAUAUCCUAAGACCCACCUCAGGUACAGGGGAUAAUCGUCAGCAAAAUCAGGCGCCAGGUGGGACCCAGACACAACAAUCCACUCCAGCACCGACACCUAAUCAAGAAGCUCCAAGAUCCGAGACCCUUCGAAAUCCCAAUGAUUUAAGGCCCUCGAUGACCCAAGGGACAGGUUUUAUCCCAGAAAAUAUGCCGUUUAUUCCACCACCAUUUCCAUCAAUUGUUCCUCUACCUCCAGUACCUAUACCCCCACCCAAUCUUACAACUCUCAGUGAAGAAGAGCUUAAAGCAAUGGAAGGAAACUUACGACAGGCUGUUGAAGCAAGAAUACAAACUUUACAGAGGGUACAACUUCUUUUAGAUGCUGCCAAUGCUAUGAUGUGUCAAUAUCAGAGUGCAGCAACAACUGCUAAUAUUCCAAUGCCAACAAUGAGUAAUAUAACCAGCACAAAUUCACAAAUGAAACAACAAGAAACAUUCAAAAUCCCUGAGCCAACAACAGAAAGUAAUAUAACUCAGAAAAAUGUCCCCGAAGUUUCCCAGUCUAGUGUAUCUAAUGGAAAUACUUCAAACACGACUAAUGAAGGUAAUGAACCUAUUCCUUCUACAUCAGAAACUCAACCAGAACCAGAUGAUGAAGCAUCGAUUUUAAGGCGAAGAAGGUUGCAAAAAUUCGAGACAUUGAAAGUAAAAGAAUAGAAUUUCUCUUAUUUAUAAAUAAAAACGUGAUACUAAAUGAAUUUCUCUGAUAUUCGAUGCCAGACUGUCACUACACUGUAAUUCUAAGUUUAUGUGAUUUGGAGAUUAGCUAUUAAAUUCUACACUUUUGGAUAUUAAAUUGAUCAUUGAGCAAAAAAAUUUCGAAAUAUCAGAAUAUGUUAAUUCUAUGUUUAUUAUACAUCUUUAUCGUUUUUUCAUAUGUUAAAUUUUCAACAUUUCUUCUUAUUUCUCAUAUCGUCCUGUACAUACAUUUUUUAAAUCGCACGAAAAAUUUCUUUAUUAAAAAUCUUCACCUCAAUCUUCCAUUGUACGCUUUCGCGUCGCUCCGAUUCAUCAUAAGAAUGUAAAAUGUAUAAAUAAUAUACUAGCAUAAUAGUAAAUACUUUAAUUGUAAUUUCUUAAAUAUGCUAUGCACAUGGGGUUGUUAAAAGUCUAAUAUUGCAAAUUAUUGUACGUACAGAAUUCUCAGGUAUUUAGAGGGACUUUUCUUUACGACAUCAAUGUAAAAAAAAA